AUGCAAGGUCAUGACAAUAACAUCCUACAGGAACCUUUGGAUUCCGACUCAUCAACAAAACGAUUGCAAUUUCAAACAACAAAACUGUUAAAACCUACAUUAUCGCCGAGAGUGACCUAUCGGUGUUUGAAAGAACCGUCAGCUUAUGAGGAAAUUGUAAAACAAUUGAGAGAGGCUACCAAGAAGCACCACUCUCGAUCCAUUCGACACUUGGAAGAGAAUUGGCAAGCAGAACGGGAAACGUAUGAGCUGUUCUACGAGACUGUAGCAGCUUUGCGUGAAGGCGACUGGAGUGCGAACGCAUUUGGUCUUCCGACACAUAAUGAGGAGGGGAGGAGACGCAGCGUGCAUGGUUUUAGACGGCGAUCCCUAAAAUCUCUUCCCGGACCUAGCAUACACCAUCGACUAGCUCUCCUCUCGUCUCUUCACGUCUCCAUUUGCUGUGAUUGGUAUGGGAAUGAGGGAGUUGGCAUUCAUCGUUGGUCAGCGAGUGGAAACGAAGUGACACUAUCAUGGCAACGCUUCUAUAGUCAAUUUGAUGCUACGAUCUCAGAGAAGGCCUGUAGUUCUACGAUGGAGGAGAAUUUGCGUCUCUCCUCGGAUUUCUUUUCGAUUUCCGGCUCUUCAAAUAUGUCCUUUACGCUGCCACGGGAUUUGGCUAUCAUUGACGACUUGGAGGCGUAUGUGGUAAUGCCACGAAAACCUCGUGCCCGUUUCAGUCGUCCAGUCGUUUCGAGGACAUCUGGUACAAGGACCCUUCCAUUAAUCAAAUUUAGUUGCUCCGAAACCGGAUCGGAGAGCACCCUGCAUCACCUUAACGAGUUGAGCGGUGGGAGGGAGUUGAAGAGUGAUGAUGAAGACGUAGAUGACAUUGAGUAUGUAGGACCCUUGAACUAUUCUUCCAGCGAGUUCGACACAGACAUCUCAGUUGAUGAAGACGGAGAUUUCAUUGUGAAGACGGAGGCGGAGCGAAAACAUGCUCGAGCCAAACGUAAAAGUGGUAACGACGAAUGGGGGCAGACGAAGUCGAUUUCAAUUACAGAGAGUGAAAAGCCGGGAAGUACCGCAUCUUCUCUUGAAACAAAUUCCACUUUCCUGCCCAUCCCAGCAAAGAGGACAAAGCGUCUGAUGCUAAAAAGGUUGGGUGAAAUGAGGAAGAUAUGUGCAGAGGAUGAACUUCCCCUGUCUUUAAUGAGGGUGCGCAGUACCUAUGGCCUUGCAUCCUCUACAAACAGCCUUCGGCAGAGAAUCUACUCCGAAAUUAUGGAUCAAGAGCAUCCAAUAGGUGUGGGAACACUUUCGCGUGAGGUAAUUAAACGCGUUCCACAGGUCUACUCUUCAGAAGGCGACUCACCUGACAUCUCCGUAGGCAGCAAUAUCGACGAGAGCCUAGUUGAGGCUACCGUGGAAGGUGUUCUCAAAGGCUGUCCAGUUAUGGUUAAGACACUCCUUCGAAAGAAUAGAACAGUCCUUCCCACUCAUCGUGAAAUCCUUCCUCUAGUUCAAGACGUGAACCUUCGCAGCGAUCAGCCAAUCAAGAAGCCCAUGAAUAACAUCUUCACUGAACAAUUCGUCUUCGAUAGUCGCAUUGACGAAAGACCGAAGGGUUCGUAUUGCUACUUUUUGGAAACUGUACUCCCUGUUAGUUCAAUAAAUCCCGACGACUUUGGCACGAAUGACGUCAUGGAGGAGAAGGGUAGUGCUGAAGGUGGCAAAGUGGGAUUUGGAGCCUUGCUACAACACUUGCGCAGCACAACUCCCGACCCAUGUCCCUAUCAAUCCAGUUUGAACAACGUAUCAACCAGUGUGAUUGCUGAACGCCAAAAUCCCUACUUUAGACAGGCCAUUCUGCACACUGGCUUGAAGAAACCAACAACAAAUUUGGAUAAUCGAAAUUGGAUUAUGCGACCACCGCGGGGCCUACAGAUACAAAUGAACAACUACACUUCAAACAUAUCAAUUCCAUGUGUUUUGUUGCUUCCACCGAAAAAAUUUCAUUUCUCUAUGCUAACUCAUUUGGAGGAGUUGAUGGAUGGCAUCAAUCCCCUUCUAAUCAGUCUAAUGAAUCGAAUUUGGCGUUCAGCGCGUCCCAUAGGUGCUUGGGUUUUGGAGAGGGACAAGAAGACAUUGGAUUAUGCCCUCAACAAGCUCAUUCUCGACCUUAUUCUCUUUCGUCAUGCCACAGGUCAUUGUGUUCGUUACAAAGCCCUCUCAGUUAUUACUUCGUCUCACCAAAAUUCACGUCUACGGGAAUUGCUGGUGGAGUCUGCAGCACACCCGGGCAAUUGGUUGGACCAAAUCCUUCGUUCUGGACUUUCCAUCUACUCCUCUUGUCGACUUGAAGCAGCGAUAUGCCUUCUCGGUCUGGUGACAGAUAAGGAAUUAAUUAGUAGAGUCGGCAUGAAGGGUGUUCGCCCAAUGAUCAUCGACAUAUUCAUCUCGCUGUUUCGACUUGCCGACAUGUUUGAAGAUACCGCACCAGUAUUCUUCGUUGUAAUGACCUAUCUGGUGUGUCAUAAUGAGGACAGAACCCUCCUUGAGACGAUAGUCAAGUAUGGUAGCACAGCUAAAACAACCUUUUUGGUGGGACAGUGGCCCUACCUUGUGGCCUUCGCGUACACUUAUUGGUCUAGACGGCGGCUGUUGAGCUUCACGCUAAGGGAGAGUCUGUUGGUGAAAGCACUGGACGAGGCCUGGCGCAAUCCUGUCUCGCGAAGAGCUGCAAGGGAGGCAAUGAAGGCGAUUAAAGAAUUUGUAGAGGUGGUUUCAUCUUUCCACACUCAUUGGCCGGUAAGACAGAAACGAACUCCUAUGGUGCAUGAAAAUUGA
Hydatigera taeniaeformis is the source of this 2829-nucleotide messenger RNA. Lineage: Eukaryota; Metazoa; Platyhelminthes; Cestoda; Cyclophyllidea; Taeniidae. The record is from the annotation of a GenBank genome assembly.